Babjeviella inositovora NRRL Y-12698 is the source of this 1539-nucleotide messenger RNA. RefSeq names its product SDR family NAD(P)-dependent oxidoreductase. The annotation marks the transcript as partial. NCBI's taxonomy places the organism in Eukaryota, Fungi, Ascomycota, Pichiomycetes, Serinales. The record is from RefSeq and is a predicted model, not a curated record. The transcript has 3 exons.
UCUUCAUCCACUCCGGUGUCAGAUGUUUCUUCCUCUGCUCCAGUAUCCGGCACUUCUAGUUCCUCCGCUCCAACAUCUGGUGAUUCUAGCUCUUCUGAUCCAACUCCAGGAGCAUCCAGUUUCUCUACUCCAGUGUCAGACGCUUCUAGCUCUUCCACUUUCAUUUCCAGUGAUUUAAGUUCCUCCACUCCGGUGUCAAAUGUUUCUUCCUCUGCUCCAGUAUCCGGCACUUCUAGUUCCUCCGCUCCAGCAUCUGGUGAUUCUAGCUCUUCUAAUCCAACUCCAGGUGCAUCCAGUUUCUCCUCUUCUGAAUCAGGUACUUCUAGUUCUUCCCCCACUCCGGUGUCAGAUGUUUCUUCCCCUGCUUCAGUGCCAGAAUCUUCUAGCUCCUCAGAUCCAGUGUCUAUCGCACUAAGCUCUUCUGAUCCAAUAUCUGCUGGUUUGAGCUCUUCUGGUCCAGCUCCUGUUGCAUCAAGUUCCUAUGCUGCCCCAAACUCUUCUGAUAUAGCAUCAGUUCCUUCAAGCCCUUCCGAUCCAACCUCCACCGCUUCAGGUUCUUCAGACUCUGCAUCUGUCGCUCCAAGAUCUUCUGUUACCCCAAACUCGUCUGAUCUAGCAUCCUCUGUUUCAAUUUCCUUCCUGUCAUCGUCUCUUGCUGCUGCAAGCUCCUCUGUUGCAAGCUCUUCUGUUGUGUCCUCACCUACUCCGGCACCUUCUACUACUGAUAACGUUCCAUCACAAGGAGUUUCAUCCAUCAACACCGUCUUUACUGGUAAGAAUGACUUCAUUACCGGCUCUUCUAGGGGCUUGGGCCUUCGCGCUGCCGAGAGCUUAGUCCGCGCUCAGAUCUUCAUUUUCUUUAUAACAUUCAGAAGUGAUGAGGCAACCCGAGAGGCCAAGAAAUACCUUGAAUCGAUCGCCGCCGAACACAAUCCGAAGUGCCAGAUCGUUGGGGUUGCUGUUGAUACGACCAGUGACCUGGGCUUGGAUAUUCUUUAUAAGGCCGUUGUGGCUAAGGUGGAUAGGCUCCACAUCUUGAUCGCUAACACUGGUGAUUUCAAGGGUGGAGUGAUUGAGACUCACCCUAUCUCGGCUUUUCGCGAAGUUUUGGAUGUGAACAUUACCGCGGUCUUUGUUUCCAUUCAAAAGCACUUAAUCUUGAUCACCGAUUCUAUCGCUGGCAUUGGCGCCGAUGUGGGCGGUUGCUACGGGUAUGUCGUCUCCAAAGCUGGAGUAAACCACUUGGAUAGAGCUCUUGCAUUGGAUCUGGGACCACGUAAUAUCACCGUCAAUGUCCUCGCGCCAGGUUUCUUCCGUACCGAAAUGACCGACAGUUUGUUGGACGUUAUGAGAGAUACUUAUGUGGCAAACAACCCAAGAAGGAGAUUAGGAAACUCACAGGAUUUCAUGGGGAUUGUCCAGUUCAUGUGUAGCGGUGUUGGUAGUGAUUACCUCAAUGGUGUCGUUUUGCCAAUUGAUGGUGGGAUCCACUUGGUUGGUCGUCUCUUUGGGCAGUUUGUUUUACGAAUGAUGUACUAA